AUGACGGGCCCUCAGGGUGGCGCCUGGGCAGGUUAUCCUCCUCAGGGACAUGCUUCAUUGCCGCCAUCACAGCCCUCACAGGCAGAGGACUCAGGCUUACAGGCGCGGCAUAUGGGACUCAAGGUCCAGUACACCUUCGAGAAAGACCAGCAGAACUGCCUGGCCAAAUGGCCCCAUGUUUUGCAGAUCCAAACCAUCCCGAUCGACGAGAGAAACGCCAUCGGUCUCGUCGACCUCCAGGUGUGCCUUCAGGCCGUUGCCUCGUGCAGUCCUGAAAUCAUCAAUCGGCCCGACAAAGACUACGCAGUCUACGCCCUGGACUAUUCCGAAGACGAUGUGCCACUCGUGGGGCAGGGAAUGCUCUCGUGGGCCCUGGACCAGCCUGCGCAGAACGCCGAGCAGAAAUUGGUCACCGGAAAGGUGGUCAAGAACAUGCUCGCGGCCCUGAGAGGCGGCCCGCCAGAGACCUUGGAGGUCAAGCUCAAGCUCAGUCCUGUACCGCGGCUACAGCGACCACAAACCGCUCACAGCUCUGACGUGCAACGAGGCUACGGAAGCAAUGCUCCUACUCCGACACCGCCCGACAGCAACAGCGAGUGGUCGUCCUUCAUCCAGUCGAAUCCCAAUCUCGGCCGUCCACCAAACGGGCCAUCGAUGCCAAGUCCUAGUCUUGCACCAGUCAGAUACGGAUCGCCCAUCCAGGCACUCAGCCCAGCACCAGACGUUCGACCUGACAUGUAUGCGAACCACUACGGUGCUCCUACGCCACCCACCAUGCACGCGAUGCCGGUGCAGCCCAUGCCGAUGUCUUUCUUCCCACCAGUCCCUUCGUCUCAGGGCCCAGCUCCCGAUGACGGCACCGUGCUCUCGAGAGCCGAUGAGCCUGGGCAACCUGCUCGUCCGAAGUCAGCAAAGCGUGCCUCGUCAAAGCCACCGAAGAAGAGGAAGACGACGGCAUCAGGAAAGGUCAUUGGCAGGCCUCGCAAGCAUGAUAGACCCGAGGCAGGCAACACGUCUGCCAUCGAGGAUGCUACGGAUGCCGAGGAGGCGCCUGUCGAGGGCCCAAAGAAAAAGAGAGCCAAGACCACCAAGGCCGACUAUCCAAACAAGGCACCACUGAGCUCGGCUCCUGGCUCCUUACGGGUCGCUGCCAGCACCUCUGGGUCUCUGCGCACCAUGAGACCUGCUGCCGCCGGUGGCAGUGGGGUUGGAUCAAGUCAUCUGCAGGAAGUUCCUAGAGCACCGACGCCUGUGCCCGAACAGCAGUCACGCCCGCGAAGCAGGCCACCAGGUCAGGCGCAGCCAAGGAGGUCUUCUAUGGCGGAGUUUGAGGGAUCCUCAUCAAGAGUUCUUGUUUCUGAGACCGGCAUACCUGGACCACACAACCAGGAUGCUCGCUCGCCUGACUCAACCGCACAAUCGCCAUUUCAAGCCUACACGCCCGAAGAGAGCCCAGCGGAUUUUGGCUCUUCUCCUCCAGUUCCCAGGUCUAUUCGGUCCAGCCCCCCCCUCUCUAGUCCGGUCUUACCCCCGAUGCCGAUGCCGCAGCCCGAUUCCGGAUUUAUGAGUGGAGGUUUCGAUGAGAUGGUUGACGAUUACGAUUUGCAGCUGCCAGUAUCUGUUCCUGGCCAAAUGCCACAGCCAAACAUCCCGAGACGGUCGAAGCCAACAUCGAAAUCGAAGUCGUCGAAGCGAAAGCCAGCCGUUCCUCCACCUUCUCACGGCAUUCAUCGGCCAAUGUCUAGCGGUCUCCCAGAGCCCCCGCAUGUCGCACCCCCGAGAGGUCUCUCCCAGGGCCUGCCCAUGCCGGGCGGUCCAGGGCUUGCGGAACAGGGAGCCAAUGGUCCCGCACAGCCAAAGCAAAUGAUCAUUCAACAUGAACAUCCCGGCCCUUCGGAGCUGCUGCCCAAGCAGAGCAUUUACAACCCCUCUGCUUCGGCCAAGGCGCAGAUAAAAAAAUCACAAGCAGCAUCCGGUAUGACGAAGGCAGCCGCACAGCCUACGCAAGAUUCCCAGGAUCAUCUUUUGCGACUGUUGAGCGAGCCGCUCCACUUCCCUCAGGAUGUCGAACCAGAGCCAGCGAACACGCCAAAUGUGGGCGAACCGACUGCCAGCACGACCCAGAUUGCUGAUUCGGAGAUCGUGGCUCCUGGCCCUAUCCCAACUGCUCCGGCUAGUGACCCCGGAAUUGUUGCGCCAACUGUAUCGCCAUCUACUGCAUCGCCAGAAGAUACCGCACAGCCCAGCAAGAACAUGUCAAGGAAACAAUCGAUCAAAGAUAAAUUGGAGAAGGCUGUCAAGAUGGGUCAGAUGCCGACGUUCUGUUCCAAUUGCGGGUCAAUAAGCACGCCGACGUGGCGCAAGAUCUGGACGCAGGACCUAGAUGGCAGUCCUGAAAUCCCGGAAUACUCUGAAAAGCCUGGUCGCAUAACAGCAAUUGUCAUUUUACAACGGAACGAGAACCAGACGCCAACAAGGUAUCGGGUCGUCAAAAAGGCUCUUGGGCCAGCCGAAGACAAGUCUCAAUGGGUUGAAGAUAUUCUCUGCAAUCCAUGUGGUCUUUGGCUGUCCAAAUACCAGACUCAGCGCCCUGAAGCACAAUGGGAGAAGGACUACUCUCAGAUUGGAAAGUCACGCAAGAAGAGGAACUCGAAGACUUCUCGGCCCAAAAAGGCGAAGGGACAGGGUGCUACUUCGUCGAACUUGCCCUCAGAGGCGUAUUUUACUACUGAUCCAGUGGGGCCGGACGACCAAGGAAUGACCCCGCUCACAGAGGGGGAUGAGGUGGUGCUGCUCCGGGGUCCAACUACAGAGCCACCCAGCCGCGAACGUGGCGCGCGGUCACAAACAGCAGAAACAGGUGGCCUGGGUGGCUGUCCCGAUCCUCGAGGGUCGACACACUCACGAGCCAGUGGUUCGGCUCAAAGUCCCAUCGCUGUCGAAGACGACACCCUGGGAAAGACGAAGAGGCUGCUCUUUCCGUCCCCAAAGAAGGACGGACAACCCAAGGUGCUUGGCGAAGUCGCAGUCAACAUUGUGCGGACAUCAGCUGGUCUAGACGGGGGGUCCAAGAACGCUCUCACCGGAAAGGAAAACUCGGUCAUGGCCGCCGACAUGGACAAUGAAAUGAACCUCCUCUCGACGCCCAAAGUCGGCGUCGAUGACACGAAAAACAAGAACAACCUAGCGGAUUUGUUCAGCACAUCCUCCCAGCCUUCUACACCCCAACGCAAGGAGAGACUUGCGGGAGUUUUCAAGACUCCGACCCGGCCGACACCCAGUCACCGCCCCAUAACAAGGAGCGUUUCGAAGUCGAUACGGACAGCACGGUCUACUGCAAGGUCGCCCGGCAAUGCUUUCCCUCGCCUUCAAGGGACACCGACGAAAACCCCCCGCUCGAGCGCCCGACUGCGCAACGGGAGUGUCCAUUAUCAACACCCUCACGCCCACUUCGCCGCUGACGAUAGCAUGAUGAUGCACACAGACUUUGGGACUCCCUUUAGCUCUACUAUCAACCAGCUCCUGUCCGAAGCGAACGACUUCACCGCUGGCUCGUCAGCUCAUGGCCUGUAUGAGCUGCCAAAUAUGGGCAGCGACAACGGCCUGGCUGGUCAUUUCGAGGGGUUGGAUUUCGGGCACUUCCUGACUACGGAUGCGGUAAUGCCCAGCAGUCCGCCCGUGCUUCGCAGGAAUGGCGAAGCGGAGAUAUUUGACUCGGCUGAAAUGGAUUUUACCGACUGGGAGGCCUUUGGAGAUGUUAAUAUAGAUGGGAUCGGCGAUGGCGAUGAUGUACAGACCAACUAGGACUUCGGUCUGCACUCGUUCUUGCCGUAGGACCUCGAGUUAGGUGCAGCAGCCGGAGAUAAUGGCUCAUUGGACUGCACCAACCUUUGUCUUGCGUUGACGCACCACUUUGUUUACGUCGGCGUGGCAUGAUGUAUGGUUAUGAUCCUCGAACGGGGGAGGUGUGUGUGCAAGGCAGAGAGAAGCCUUUUGGUUUGGCGUAUCAAGGACAAGGAAUGCUUGGAUGGGAUGGAUGGAUUGAUGGAAAGGCGCGGCAUGCGGAUACGGCAUAUACCACUUUGGCCGAAGACCUUGUUUAUUUGUUUUGAUGUUUUAAAACCAAGUUAUGACAGCCUAUUGCUCUUUAAAAUUAAGAUAUCGAUUGUGCAAAG
Messenger RNA from Cryphonectria parasitica EP155, 4175 nucleotides. RefSeq lists its product as uncharacterized. Gene Ontology annotation, biological process: rDNA heterochromatin formation; regulation of transcription by RNA polymerase II; silent mating-type cassette heterochromatin formation. Lineage: Eukaryota; Fungi; Ascomycota; Sordariomycetes; Diaporthales; Cryphonectriaceae. The record is from RefSeq and is a predicted model, not a curated record. Gene Ontology annotation, molecular function: zinc ion binding. The transcript has 4 exons. Bases 1 to 3804 code for a protein of 1267 amino acids.